CUUGGGGGGAAGCAUUCAGUAAACUCUGGACAUUGACCAGAUCGUGAGACUUGUUAGACAUGAGAAUUUUGUUUCUCACGGUGUUAGCGGGGCUGCUGGCCUUGGCCGUGUGCGAGAAGAAAAAGCACGUUACAAGUAAGGAGGUCGAAAAUGCCGGGGAGAAAAAGCAGGAUAAGCGUGGACUGAGUCACAUCGAGGGAGACUUUGGGGGACACGACGGCGGCUACGGCGACGGUGGCGGCUUUGAAAUUGCCCACGGCGGAGAUCUCGGCGGUGGAGAUAUCGGCGGCGGAGAUAUUGGUGGCGGUCAUGAUAUUGGCGGUGGUUACGGUGGUGGUUAUGAUGGUGGUUACGGCGGUGGCGGUGGCGGUGGAGAUGACGGUGGCAAGAUCAAACAGAUCACGAUCGUGAAAACUGAAAAGGUGCCCUAUCCGGUCGAGAAGAAGGUUCACUACCCGGUAGAGAAAGAAAUACCAUACCCAGUUAAAGUGCCGGUACCACAGCCCUAUCCGAUCGAAAAGAAGAUUCCCGUGCCGGUGAAGGUUCUGAUAAAGGUACCGGUUCACAUACCACAACCUUAUCCGGUUGAGAAGAAGGUGCCCUAUCCAGUUCACAUACCGGUGGAAAGACCAGUACCCUACAAAGUAUACAUCCCUCAGCCAUAUCCGGUCGAGAAGAAGAUACCGUAUCCAGUGAAGGUUCCAGUACCGCAGCCAUUCCCGGUAGAGAAGCCCGUGCCGUACACUGUGAAAGUUCCGGUGCACGUCGCGCAGCCCUUCCCCGUGGAGAAGCCAGUACCGGUACCCGUGACAGUGCCCGUCGAACGACCUUACCCAGUACACGUGGCUAAGCCGUACCCAGUUCCGGUUGAAAAACCAGUACCCUAUCCGGUCGAGAAGAAGGUGCCCUACCCGGUCAAGGUUCAUGUCGAGCGACCAGUAGGAGUACCAGUAGUGAAGCCAGUGCCCGUUCAUGUUAAGGUACCAGUACCGGCGCCGUACCCGGUGGAGAAGCCGGUGCCCUACGCGGUCGAGAAACCCGUGCCCUAUGCCGUAAAAGUGCCUGUUGAACGACCCGUGCCAGUUCACGUGACGAAGCCGGUGGCCGUGCCGGUGCCCAAACCGGUACCGUAUCCCGUAAAAGUGCCGGUGGCAGUACCGGUACAUGAGCACGACUCCGGAAGCUCAGGCGGUGACGACUACGAGUCCAGCUUCGGGGGAUACUCGGGAGGAUACUCGGGGGGAUAUUCGGGGGGAUAUUCGGGGGGAUACCAUUAAUAUUAAAAAGCGUAACAGUGAAGGAUUUUCCAUUUCGGUUCGAAGAAAAAUUGAGAAGAAGAAUCGAGAGAAGAAGAGAAAAUGCGUUGAAAUGAAUAAUAGUCAAAAGAGAAUUUGUUAAUUCGACUCAACGCGAUUUCGACCGCGAUGUUGUAUAUAAAAGCAUUAAAAUGUACAUAUAUUCGUGCGAAAAAUUGGAAGCAUAGACCAUCGUGUGUUAUAAAUUUGUAGAAAUUAAAUUCGAGGAGGAGAUAUAGACGGAAUCCGAAGAAGGAUCGACCUUGGCAAAUUCUCCACUGCACCGUACGAACGGACGCGUCGACGUGGACAUCACGGAAUAUCGUUCGGAUAACACACUUCUACUGUAUAUUUUUUUCUCAAUCGCAUUGCGUCGAGGAGGAAAAAAAAACCAUAGGAGCAAUGUGAUUUUUGUAACGCGGUCAACGGCUGAUCUUUUGGACACGGAAGCGUUAACGAAGCGUUUCCUCGGAUACUCGCGGAUCUCGAAUGUUCCCCGUUCGAGAUGCGAGCCCACGCGAGGAAAACGCGGACGUAUUUAUUUUCCUAACUUAUCGUCGUUCUCGCUGCGGGAUCCGACGAGGAGGAUGAGUUAGCGGUAACAGCCGUUCUGCGCCACGAAGGAUGAUUAUAGGUCUCCCCGAGUCUGCCUAGACAGCGCUAACGAUUUCUUAGAUAUAUAUAUAGUAUCGACACUUAAGUACCUACGAGAACACAUGUACGGUGUCUCUAACGACGUUCGACGGAACAUGUAACGGACGUUUAUGUAUGAUCAUGAUGUCUUUCGCUUCUUUCUAAUAAAACCAAAGAGCAAAA
Messenger RNA from Monomorium pharaonis (pharaoh ant), 2111 nucleotides. RefSeq names its product keratinocyte proline-rich protein. The record is from RefSeq and is a predicted model, not a curated record. Bases 60 to 1277 code for a protein of 405 amino acids. The transcript is spliced from 2 exons. NCBI's taxonomy places the organism in Eukaryota, Metazoa, Arthropoda, Insecta, Hymenoptera, Formicidae.